CGUUAAGAAAAUAUCUUAAGGAUCAGUUCAUACAGGAAUAUCGACUGCUGCAGGAAAAAUGGAAUUUUUGACGCGUGUCAUAUUAUUUAUCUCAUGUAUCACUGCGUCUAUAGCAAAUGAUCUAGCCAGGGGCUGGAAUGAUGAUGUUGCAUGGGUUACCCUUGAUGAUGGAAUUAAGGCAGCCAAGGAACAGAACAAACCAAUGAUGCUUGUUAUACAUAAGACAUGGUGUGGAGCAUGUAAAGCAUUAAAACCACAGUUUGAUAGUUCUAAAGAGAUUGCAGAAUUGAGUAAACCUUUUGUCAUGGUUAAUGUAUUGGAUGAUGAAGAACCUGAGGGAGAGAAAUAUUCCCCUGAUGGUGGAUAUAUACCUAGAGUUCUCUUCUAUGAUCCAGAUGGAAAUAUUUUAGACCAGUAUAAAAAUGAAAAAGGUCAUCCAGAUUACAAGUAUUAUCAUUUUAGUCCCACAUCUAUUGCUGAAACAAUGAAAAAAGUUAUUACGGAAAGGAACCUAGAGAAACCAACAGGAAACGACGAGUUGUGAUUAUCUCCCUUGUAUUGUAACCCUAUGCAUGAGCUGACAAGUGAUGUGAAGUGCAAAACGUAGACUUUUUUUUUUUAAAUAUGAAUAAAUAUAAAUUACCACAA
Molecule: messenger RNA, 648 nt
Organism: Mytilus californianus (California mussel)
Lineage: Eukaryota; Metazoa; Mollusca; Bivalvia; Mytilida; Mytilidae
Product: thioredoxin domain-containing protein 12-like
Exons: 7
Coding region: 59-544 (161 amino acids)
Cellular component (GO): endoplasmic reticulum
Source: RefSeq, a predicted model, not a curated record